AUCUUUCAUUUGUGGCGCGUGCAGCCGACCUGAUGUCCUGGCCCCUCCCUCCCGCUCUUCCUCGCGCUCGUCCUCCUCUGUCUCUCCUCACAUCCACCUUCAUCCACCGCCCUCCUCUUCUGUCUUGUUUCCCGCGGCGGAGGUGGGAUGUUCCUGUGAGUUCCAGCUUUUUGUUUGUUUGUUUGUUUGUUUGUUGUUCUUUUGUCCAUCCACAUCUGGGACCGUCAAGGUGAAACAGGGCAGCAUGACUUUCUCCAUGGUGUUAUAACGCCGCUCCCGUCAAGAGUGCCUGAAUAAUACUCAUAAAAAGCCAACAGGAGCAGCGUCGCCUCCUCCCGUCCUCCACCUGCUGCCUCCGCCUGCGCCCCAUGACUGUUUCGAAGAUGACAUGGCGCCCUCAGUACCGCUGCUCCAAGUUUCGACACGUGUUUGGUAAACCUGCGACCAAAGAGAACUGCUUCGAUGGCGUGCCGAUCACGCGAAGCGUGCAGGACAACAACUUCUGCGCGGUCAACCCUCGUUUCCUGGCCGUCAUCACUGAAUGUGGCGGAGGGGGGGCCUUCUUAGUGUUCUCGCUGCAUCAUACGGGUAAAUUGGACCCUCAUCACCCUCGAGUAUCAGGUCACAGAGGCAACGUGUUGGACAUCAAAUGGAAUCCAUUCAACGACUACUGCAUUGCUUCAUGCUCUGAAGACACCUCGGUCAAAGUGUGGGAAAUCCCUCCUCAUGGCGUGAUGAAAAACCUGACGGUGCCGUGGAAGGACCUGCACGGUCACAGCCGCAGAGUCAGCCUUGUUGAGUGGCACCCCACAGCAAACAACAUCCUCUUCAGCACAGGCUACGACUACCAGGUCAUGAUUUGGAACCUGGACUCUCCAGAGCAAGUGAUAAAAAACCCAGUGCGGACCAUCAUGCACCACUCAGACGUGGUCCUGUCCAUGUCCUUCAACACAGACGGCAGCCUCCUCGCAACCACCUGCAAGGACAGGAAGGUCCGGCUAAUGGAGCCGCGCACGGGAAACCUGCUGCAGGAAGGCAACUGCAAGACGCACAAAGCGAGCAAGGUGUUGGUCCUGGGAAACAUGAAGAUGCUUGUCACAACCGGCACCUCCCGCUGGAAUGAGAGACAAAUCGCUCUUUGGGAUCAGGAUGAUCUGUCCGUGCCUUUGCUAGCAGAGAACCUGGACGGUUCCUCAGGUGUUCUCUUCCCUUAUUAUGACCCUGACACACACAUGCUUUACCUUGCUGGAAAGGGGGAUGGAAAUAUCCGAUAUUAUGAACUCAGCUCGGAGAAACCUUACAUCCACUACCUGGCUGAUUACCGCUCACUUCUACCUCAGAAAGGAAUGGCUGCGAUGCCAAAGAGAGGUCUGGACGUGAGCUCUUGUGAGGUGUUCCGGUUCUACAAACUAGUGACAAUCAAGAGCCUUAUUGAGCCGGUUUCUAUGAUAGUGCCUCGCAGGUCGGAAUCGUACCAAGAAGACAUCUAUCCGAUGACGGCAAGUAACAGGCCGGCUCUGACUGCAGACGAGUGGCUCAGUGGGGUCGACAAAGGUCCAGUUCUGAUGUCUCUAAAGCCUGGAAGCCAACUACCAGAGCCUCAUUCAGACAUGAAGGGGCUGGCUAACUCCACGGACACUCGCAGGUCUCAGAGUAGACCGGGCAUGCUGCCACUCGCCUAUAUUCAGGACCGACCUGAAACCAAAGACGCUAAAGAGGCCGCCGGACACGCGGAAGACGACAGGACUUCACUGACCAACGGGGAGGACCUUGCACUUUGCUCACCUCCUAAGACGGAAAACGAGCUGCGUCAGAAGUUCCACAAGCAGCAGGAGGAGAUCCGGCGGCUACGGGAGCUUCUCGGCCAGAGGGACGUGCGCAUCAAACAGCUGGAGUUAGAGAUCAAGAACAUCAAGAACUCCCAGUCGCACGGCUCCGCUUAAAGACUUACCUGACCUGCUGAGUCACCCACCCCUCCUCCUCCUCCUCCUCACGGGACACUUGCAUCACUGCUCAGCACCCCCUUUUUCCCAAUCCACCUUGUUUCUGGUGAAUUCCUCGUCUUAUAAAGAGCCCUACAUGCUUGCUGCACAAGGUUGAUUUUAGCCUCAAUUUUUAUGCUUUUUUUUCCAAUUCUAAAGACACAGACUUUGUUCACACUGCACCUUCUGACCUCUCACUUGUUUCGUUUGCUUCACACCUAUGCAAGUUUAUUGUCAUUUUCUAUGCUUGUAGCUGAUAUCAGGAUGAUUGAUGCCGUCGUGACUGAAUGAGUGUCCAUAAGCGCAAUUGUAGGGAACAGCUGUUGCUAUUUUUGAUUGUAACGUAACACUGAACAUAUUUUCUAUGCCGUUUUUUUUUUCAAUAUUUAAUCUACUGUAAGUGGAAAUGUUCAAGUCAUUGAUGUGUGGAUGAAUGUGAGCAAGGAUGAUGAAACCCAGAUGUGUUCCACUUUUUUAUUGUUAUUAAUAUUUCUGUUUUUAAGUAACUGGAAAUCUAUUUUACAACGUCAGCCAAAUCAGUAACGAAUGUCGCGUACAAGUCAGAAACCAAAUAUUUGUAUUUAUUUUGAAAUACAGUUAAAGGAAAUACGGAUUUAAUUAAGGAUAUUAAUUCAAAUGUGUUCUCUCUCUCUUUUUUUUUUUUUUGAAAAUAACAACAAAUGCUGAAACCCAAAAAAGUGGUGUUUUUCUUUUUUGAGAUUUUUUUAAAACAUAUUUUUACAUUUCCAAUCAGACGAAUACUACAUCUCUGGGGGGGUUGUUUCUGUUGUAAAAUUAUAUUUCUUUACACUUGAAAAUUUUCUUUGUACCUUUUUUAAGUGACAUAAUGGUGCUUGAAAUGUAAAAUUUAGAGAAUACAAUUUUAAAGUUAAAAAACAAGAUUUUCAUCUAUUUUGUUAAAACAAAACACGUUUUUAUUGGUGACUGCAGCAGGAGGCAAAGAAGCAUCCAGGUGCUGCCAAUCAAAACUGAUGAAUUGAUCAUCAACAGGUGUGAAUGGAGGUUUUUCCCUGAACAUCACGUAUGUAGUACGAUGACAACAAAUGUAGUUUUAGAGAAUCUAUCCUUUCUAUUCCCCAUAUUG
Messenger RNA from Oryzias melastigma (Indian medaka), 3087 nucleotides. It is a transcript of the gene coro2aa, whose product is annotated as coronin, actin binding protein, 2A. The transcript has 12 exons. NCBI's taxonomy places the organism in Eukaryota, Metazoa, Chordata, Actinopteri, Beloniformes, Adrianichthyidae. The record is from RefSeq and is a predicted model, not a curated record. Gene Ontology annotation, biological process: actin filament organization. The coding region runs from base 369 to 1943 and encodes 524 amino acids. Gene Ontology annotation, molecular function: actin filament binding.